AGAGGUCUCCCACACCCCGGAUUCCUGGUUUUCUUCAGGAGACACACUGAGUGCAGACUCACUUCCUUUCUUUUCCUGACUUUGAACCACCGUUUCCAUCGUCUCGUAGUCGACACGUGACGGCUGGGGCGAUGGACCCGUUUACGGAGAAACUGCUUGAACGAACCCGUGCCAGGCGAGAGAAUCUUCAGAGAAAAAUGGCUGAAAGACCCACAGCAGCAGCAAGGUCUGGGACACAAGCUAAACGGGCCAGAGAGCCGCUUUCGGAAGCUCGUAACCAGCAGCCUCUGUCUGGUGGUGAAGAAAAAUCUUGUUCUAAACCAUCACCAUCAAAAAAACGCUGUUCCGACAGCACUGAAGGUAGAGUUUCUAACCUGGAAAAUAGAGAACCUGUUGAGUCAGAGCCUGCAGUUUCUUCUCCCAGCCCUGUGUCUCCUCACCCAGCUCCACAAGCACCGGUUGAUGUCAGUGAGAAUGUGGCUCCCUCUUCUGCACUGCUGGGGGUGAGGAGAGGGCUAAACUCAAAGCUGGAUGCCACUGCCAGCUCUUCAGUUAAAACACGGAUGCAAAAACUUGCAGAACAGCGGCGCCACUGGGACAAUAACGACAUGACAGAUGAUGUCCCUGAAAGCUCACUCUUCACACCAGUGCCAUCAGAGGAAAAGGCUGCCUCCCCUCCUAAGCCUCCCCUUCCAGACACCUCAGCAACCCCAGUGGGGAGAAGGGGCCGUCUGGCCAACCUUGCUGCAACUAUUUGCUCCUGGGAAGAUGAUGUAAAUUACUCAUCUGCGAAACAAAACAAUGUACAAGAACAGCCUGGUACCACUUGUUUAUCCAAAUUUUCCUCUGCAAGUGGAGCAUCUGUUAGGAUCAAUAGCAGCAGUGUUAAGCAGGAAGCUACAUGCUGUUCCCAAAGGGAUGGCGAUGCUUCUUUGCAUAAAGUCCCAUCCUCUGUUGCUCCUGAUGCAUCUUUGGCUAAUGCCUCAGUUUCUAGCUCUGUGGUAGCUGCUUCAUCCCCAGUGAAAUCUUCGGUUAUACCUAUUACCAAUGCUAAAACUUAUGAGGUACAAAAUCCUGAGCUACUUCAAAAAACUCCUGUUAGUCCUCUGAAAACAGAGACAUCAAAACCAACUUUGAAGUCGACUGUAUCCCAAAUAGUUCCAUCCAAAGAAGAACCAAAUAGAGAAACCUGUCUACAGUCUCAAUCUAAAGACAAAUCUACAACACCAGGAGGAGGAGGAGGAAUUAAGCCUUUCCUGGAACGCUUUGGAGAGCGUUGUCAGGAACACAGCAAAGAAAGUCCAGCUCGUAGCACACCCCACAGAACCCCCAUUAUCACUCCAAAUACAAAGGCCAUCCAAGAGAGAUUAUUUAAGCAAAAUGCAUGCUCAUCUACUACCCAUUUAGCGCAACAGCUCAAACAGGAAAGAGAGAAAGAACUGGCAUGUCUUCGUGGCCGAUUUGACAAGGGCAAUUUAUGGAGUGCAGAAAAAGGCAAAAACUCAGGAAGCAAACAACCAGAAACCAAACAGGAAAUAUCCUGUCAAAACACUCCCCUCAGGAAACAUCAAGUUGUUUCAGAUACCCCGUCACUUCCAGUAACAGAAAAGGUAACAGAAAAUCAGACACCAGAGAAAACUUCCAAUACAGAAUCUACAGGUUUCACUGAAAGCAAAAUGACGAAGUCUAGCCCUUUGAAAAUAACAUUGUUUUUAGAAGAGGAGAAGUCCUUAAAAGUAAUAUCAGAUCCAAAGAUUGAGCAUCAGACUGAAGUGGUACGUGAAGUUGAGAUGAAUGUGGAUGAUGAUGAUAUCAAUAGUUCAAAAGUAAUUAAUGACAUCUUCAGUGAUGUCCUAGAAGAAGGUGAACUAGAUGUGGAAAAGAGCCAAGAGGAGAUGGAUCAAGAGGAAGCAGAACAGGAAGAUGCAUUAAAUAUCUCCUCAAUGUCUCUACUUGCUCCAUUAGCACAGACAGUUGGUGUGGUAAGUUCUGAGGGUUUAGUCUCCUCGCCUAGAUUGGAACUGAAAGGUACUAGCAUAAGUGAUGAAAGUCCAAAACCAGGAAAAUUCCAAAGAACCCGUGUCCCUCGAGCUGAGUCUGGCGAUAGCAUUGGCUCUGAGGAUCGUGAUCUCCUUUACAGCAUUGAUGCAUAUAGAUCUCAGAGAUUCAAAGAAACAGAACGUCCUUCAAUAAAGCAGGUGAUUGUUCGGAAAGAAGAUACUGCUUCAAGAUUAGAUGAAAAAAAGGAUGCCUUUCCUUGUCAAGUUAAUAUCAAACAAAAAAUGCAGGAACUCAAUAAUGAGAUAAAUUUGCAGCAGACAGUGAUCUAUCAAGCUAGCCAAGCUCUUAACUGCUGUGUGGAUGAAGAACAUGGAAAAGGGUCACUAGAAGAAGCGGAAGCAGAAAGACUUCUUCUGAUUGCAACUGAGAAGAGAAUACUUUUGAUUGAUGAGUUGAAUAAAUUGAAGAAUGAAGGGCCUCAGAGGAAGAACAAGGCUGGUCCCAAAUCCCAAAAUGAAUUUGUCCCAUCCAAAGGAUCAGUUACUUUGUCAGAGAUCCGCUUGCCUCUAAAAGCAGAUUUUGUGUGCAGUACCUCUCAGAAACCAGAUGCAGCAAAUUACUAUUACUUAAUUAUACUAAAAGCAGGAGCUGAAAAUAUGGUAGCCACACCAUUAGCAAGUAUGUCAAACUCUCUCAAUGGUGAUGCUCUGACUUUCACCACUACAUUUACACUACAAGAUGUAUCCAAUGAUUUUGAAAUAAAUAUUGAAGUUUAUAGUUUGGUUCAAAAGAAAGAUCCUUCAGGUCUUGAUAAGAAGAAAAAACCGUCUAAAUCCAAGGCUAUUACUCCAAAGCGACUCCUCACAUCUAUGACCACAAAAAGCAGCAUUCAUUCUUCAGUUAUGGCCAGCCCAGGAGGUCUCCAUGCUGUGCGUACCAGCAACUUUACCCUUGUUGGAUCUUACACACUGUCGUUGUCUUCCGUAGGAAACACUAAAUUUGCCCUUGACAAGAUAAAUUAUGAUCUAAAAGAGCGAGAGCUACUGGGCUAUUUGUUCCAGGAAAAGGUGCCCUUUUUAUCUCCUUUGGAGGGUCAUAUUUAUUUAAAAAUAAAGUGUCAAGUGAAUUCAAAUGUUGAGGAAAGAGGUUUUCUAACUAUAUUUGAAGAUGUUAGUGGUUUUGGUGCCUGGCACCGAAGAUGGUGUAUCCUUUCUGGAAACUGUAUCUCUUACUGGACUUACCCAGAUGAUGAGAAACGAAAGAAUCCCAUAGGAAGGAUAAAUCUGGCCAAUUGUACCAGUCGUCAAAUAGAACCAGCCAACAGAGAAUUUUGUGCAAGACGCAACACUUUUGAAUUAAUUACUGUCCGACCACAAAGAGAAGAUGAUCGAGAGACUCUUGUCAGCCAGUGCAGGGAUACACUCUGUGUCACCAAGAACUGGCUGUCUGCAGAUACUAAGGAAGAGCGGGACCUCUGGAUGCAAAAACUCAAUCAGGUUCUUGUUGAUAUUCGCCUCUGGCAACCUGAUGCAUGCUACAAACCUAUUGGAAAGCCUUAAACCAGGGGAUAUUUCCGUGCCACAUAGUGGUUUUUUUUUUUUUUUUUUUUUUUUUUUUUUUGAGCAGUGUCAUAAAAGUAUCUUAAGGAAACACACUUAAGAACAUUAGAUUUGCUGAUUGAAUGCUUUAAAUAUGAAAGGGUUUGUGCAAAUAUUCACUACAUAUGCAGUAUUUAUAUGUUUUGUGUAUAAAACUUCAUUUGGUUUCUGUCAUUCAUAAAUGAUUAGAAGUAAAUUCCUUAUAGUUGAUUUUGCUAAAUAGUAUUUAAAAGUCUCAUUUUCCUAGAAAUCUAAUUAUUUAGUUAUUCAUGACAAAAUAUUUUUUUAAAAAUAAGAAAUUCUGAGUUAUCUGCUUGGAGUUCUUGGUGUCGCAGUAGCAAGGUCUUACAGAAGUUGGAGAUAGAAACCUCAGGUUGGUGAUCCCUUCUCUGGCCUUGAUAGUUUUUUCUGAAGUUUAUGAUCAUUUCUUGAUUGUGAUUAUGACCUGUUAUCAGAGUACUGAAAAAAAUGUCUGGGACUUCAUAGAAACAUUUUAGUAAUGGAUAUGAGGACUUUUUCAAAUAGCAAAUGUAUUGUUUAAAGCUUAAAGCUGCCUUCAAAAAAGAGAUGUAGACAGGGUACAUCGUGUAAAAUUUUGGGACUGAAUAUUUUAUAUAGGAGAGUUAAUAAUCACAUGGUUUACAUUUAUUCAGUUAUGAUGUAUGCAGUGUGGUGCACAUUUUCAUAGAAUUCAGGCUUUACUGAAAUAACUUUUUUGGCCGUAUAGCUUAUAGAUUCCUCAAAUGUUAGAAUUCUAUCUGCUUCUGUAACAAGAACAAAUGUAAAUUGAAGAAUCUUUAAAGCUGC
Oryctolagus cuniculus (rabbit) is the source of this 4406-nucleotide messenger RNA. NCBI's taxonomy places the organism in Eukaryota, Metazoa, Chordata, Mammalia, Lagomorpha, Leporidae. The record is from RefSeq and is a predicted model, not a curated record.